Peronospora matthiolae is the source of this 207-nucleotide messenger RNA. NCBI's taxonomy places the organism in Eukaryota, Oomycota, Peronosporomycetes, Peronosporales, Peronosporaceae. The record is from the annotation of a GenBank genome assembly.
AUGGACGAAGAGCGAAAGGGCAGUGACGAAGAUAACGAGGAUGCUACACCUCAAGCCUUUUGGAGAGCGAGUGCCAACACAGUCGAAUUUACUGACAUUUCCGAGCCGACAACGUUUGAAGAUGCUGUUGGUGGACCAGAUCAAGUGCAUUGGCGUAAAGCAAUCUGUGCCGAGCUGGACUCGAUGAAACUUCGUGGCGUGUUUUGA